Molecule: messenger RNA, 1219 nt
Organism: Camarhynchus parvulus
Lineage: Eukaryota; Metazoa; Chordata; Aves; Passeriformes; Thraupidae
Gene: FGL1
Product: fibrinogen like 1
Exons: 8
Coding region: 167-1108 (313 amino acids)
Biological process (GO): regulation of immune response; negative regulation of T cell activation
Source: RefSeq, a predicted model, not a curated record
UUCUCAGCAGCAUUCCAGCCGAGUGACUCAUAGCAGAUGUAAGCCUCCACUCUGCCGAAUUUAAUAGCAAAAACAAUCGCAGCUUGGGAAGGGCUCUGGAAUUAUUUGCCUCAGUUCAAGAAGAUUUAACAACUUUGGGUUCUGUCCAGAAGUUAAAGCUUCCAAAAUGAAGAUUUUGAUAAUGAUUGAUUUUGUCCUUGCAGCUAGCCUGAUGGAUGUCAUUGGCAGCUCUGAUUUACAGAAAUGUUUUCAAGACCAAAUACGACUUCAGGGCCAGGUGAGGCUUCUGGAGCAUCGUGUGAAACAGAAGCAGUUAAAAAUUAUACAGCUCUUAGAGAAGAAAGAGAUUCAGUACAGUGACAGAGAAGAUGAAAGCAGUGUCAUUGACUUGGGAGGAAAAAGACAGUAUUCAGAUUGUGCAGAAAUCUUCAAUGAUGGCCAUAAGCAAAAUGGAUUUUAUAAAAUAAAACCAAUCCAGAGUCCCAAAGAAUUCUUUGCAUUCUGUGACAUGUCUGAAGGAGGUGGCUGGACUGUGUUUCAGAGACGUUCCGAUGGCAGCCAGAAUUUUGAUAGACUUUGGGCUGACUAUGAAGAAGGCUUUGGAAAUUUUGUUUUGAAAAAUGGUGAAUUUUGGCUUGGAAACAAAAAUCUUCAUUAUUUGACUAAUCAAGGGAAUUAUACUUUAAGAAUUGAUCUAACUGAUUUUGAAGGAGAACGACGUUUUGCACAGUAUGCAAGAUUCAGAGUUGCAGGAGAAGAGCAUUCUUAUGAGAUGAAUUGUGGUGAAUACUCUGGUACAGCUGGUGAUUCCCUUACUGGGGGAUUUCAUCCUGAAGUAAAAUGGUGGGCUGAUCAUCGAGGAAUGAAAUUCAGUACUAGAGACAGGGAUAAUGACAACUAUGAAGGGAACUGUGCUGAAGAGGAAAAGGCUGGCUGGUGGUUUAACAGGUGUCACUCUGCCAACCUGAAUGGUUUGUACUACAGAGGUCCCUACACUGCCAAGACAGACAACGGGAUUGUUUGGUACACCUGGCAUGGGUGGUGGUAUUCUCUGAAAUCUGUUGUCAUGAAGGUCAGACCUGCAGACUUUGAAUGUAAUAUUGUUUAAAUAUUCUAUGAACACGAUUCACCUGAUUAAUCGUUUAGGAAAUCAAUUCCAAAUCAAAAUGGGCAGAUUUUUACUUCUCAAUCUACGCAUAUAUAAAUUUGGAAUAAUUCC